CCCAUCUUACUUUGGGAGGAUGUCAGUGCUUUUCAUUCUCGCAGAGAUAGUCGUCAAUGUGCUUAUCAUCAAUAAGAUUAAGUAUACUGAGAUUGACUGGGUGGCGUACAUGCAAGAGGUGGAGGGUGUGGCCAAUGGAACCUGGGACUACACCAAGCUGAAGGGAGACACUGGGCCUCUUGUUUAUCCUGCAGGCUUUGUCUACUUCUUCUUGGGCCUGUACUAUUUGACUGGCCGAGGCACAAAUAUCCGCCUGGCUCAGUACAUCUUUGCCGUCCUCUACAUCAUCCUCCUUGCCUUGGUGUGCAGGCUCUUCCACAAGAGCCAAAAGAUGCCACCAUAUGUGCUGCUUGUAAUGUGCUGCACCUCCUACCGUGUGCACUCGAUCCUGGUGCUGCGGCUCUUCAAUGACUCAAUAGCGAUGAUCUUCCUGUAUGGCGCCAUGAACCUCUUCAUUGAGAACCAGUGGGCCCUUGGCAGUCUGGUGUACAGCCUGGCUGUGUCUCUCAAAAUGAACAUCCUGCUCUUUGCCCCAGCACUAUUGCUAGCCUACCUGCUCUGCCUGGGACUCUGGGGCACUAUCAAGCAGCUUACCAUCUGUGCUUCCGUGCAGCUUGUUUUGGGGGCACCAUUCCUCUUAGCAAACCCUUUUGGUUACAUCAAGAUGGCCUUUGACUUGGGCCGAGUGUUCCUAUUCAAGUGGACAGUCAACUGGCGGUUCCUGCCAGAGGAAGUGUUUCUGAAUCCUUUCUUCCAUCUGUCAUUGCUGUGCUUGCACAUCGUUCUUCUUGGCCUGUUUGCCUAUACUCACGGAAACAAAUUCCUCUCAAGUUACUAUAACUUGAUCCAAGUGGACACUAGGAUGAACAUCAAGUCUCAGUUAUUCAUCCUGCCAAUGUUUCUGAGCAAUUUCAUUGGCAUGGCAGUGAGUCGCUCCCUCCACUACCAGUUCUACAUCUGGUACUACCACUCCCUGCCCUACCUCCUAUGGUCCACGCCAUACAGAAUUUCUACUAGAUUCCUGCUAAUGGGUAUCAUUGAACUGUGCUGGAACACUUAUCCUUCAACUUGGUGGAGCUCUGGUCUGCUGCACUGCUGCCACCUCGCCAUCCUGCUGGGGAUCUACAUGGAGCGACCAAAAGACAAGAGCUUGCAGAAAGUUAGAAAUAUACUCGAGAAAAACAAGUAGCUCUUAUUACUUCAUGGCUUUGGUUUUACAUUUGUGUGUGUGUGUGUGUGUGUGUUUUAUAAGUUGUAUAUUACAGGGUUUGAGCAGGGCUCUUAGUGACCUGUCUCCAUAUCUAAUUUUGUCCAACUUUUACUUAAAUUUAUUCACACUCGGCUGUUGUAAUCUCCUCACUCAAGCCAUUCUAGAUGUGCAUCAUCCUACGUGGAAAGCUAAACUCUUUAAUAUUCCUGAAACACUGACUUUUCAUGAUCUUAGAGUGUCCUCUUGUUUGCCUAUCUUUAUCUUCAGUUAGUGAUACCAGGUCUUGUCUCUUUAUCUUUUCCAUACAAUUUACUGUCUUAUACAUUGUGAUUACAUCUCCUCUUCCAUCUAUCCUUCAAAGUUGGUAAUUCCAUUUCCUUCAGUCUUUCUUCAUACAGAAGAUCCUUUAUUGCGUGUGUAUUGUGGGUUGUACCAUUUUUACCUACUGACUUCCUCACUGUCAAGUGUUGCUGUGCCUUACUUUAAUAAGUGGUCAGUGAUUGAGACCUCUAUAUUAUGUCUCUUGAUCAAGUAUGUGAGUUUAUUCCUUCAGACAAGUCACUGCCAACAUUGAUUUCUUGCUGCUCUGAGGUGAUCAGUGAGGACAGCAUGUGCCUUGUAGUGUUGACACAGUACUCAACACACCAACUGCACCAUGCUACUCAUAUUUAUGGGACAAGAAUCCAUUAUUUAUUGAUUGUUCAUGAUAUAUGAAUGAAUAUGAAUGUAUAUGAAUGAAGAUGCUACAAUUUAGAAUAUCUUUGAGAUUGUACAUAAGUGUGUGUGUGUGUGUGUGUGUGUGUGUGUGUGUGUGUGUGUGUGUGUGUGUGUGUGUGUGUGUGUGUGUGUUAUGAAUGGCAACUAAGAAACAAGUGGAGAACUAAAUGUACAAGAGGUGGAGUGAAUAAGAGUUUCAAUUGGUGGAUUAUUAACUAUUUGACUGUUAAGGUUUCAUGAUAACUUGGAUUGGUGCAAAUUUAGUAAUAAUGUAAAAAAAAUAUCAGACAACAUAAGAAGUUAUGAAGUAUUUCUUGCUUUGUGAAAUCAUGAGCUAUUAAAAUUGAAAAAAAAAAAAAAA
Messenger RNA from Portunus trituberculatus (swimming crab), 2288 nucleotides. It is a transcript of the gene Alg3, whose product is annotated as lethal(2)neighbour of Tid protein-like. Gene Ontology annotation, cellular component: endoplasmic reticulum. The record is from RefSeq and is a predicted model, not a curated record. Lineage: Eukaryota; Metazoa; Arthropoda; Malacostraca; Decapoda; Portunidae. Gene Ontology annotation, molecular function: dol-P-Man:Man(5)GlcNAc(2)-PP-Dol alpha-1,3-mannosyltransferase activity. The transcript has 8 exons. The coding region runs from base 20 to 1189 and encodes 389 amino acids.